AUGGACGACCUCCCUAUCAUCAAGCCUCGCGAUACAACUGGUCCAAUGGGUUUCUUAAACUACCCUCCGGAAAUCAUGAAUAUGAUCUACGACGAGCUCUUCAUCGACGACAGUCAGGUCCUCUGCUUCCUCUGUUCUCCGGACCCAGCCCUCUCCACAAUUGGCCUGAAACAGGCGGUUGAUAGACCUCAAGUUUCAAGUACGGAAGACUUGGAGUGGUCUCAACUAUACGAUUCCCGGUAUUACGUCGACAGCCUCGGUCUUUCAGCACAGUUUCUCAGCGUCUGCAAAAGAAUAUGGAGUGAGGGAUCCACCGUGCUGUACGGAAGCCUGAAUAUCGCCAUGCGAUGGACGCCAAAACCGGACCCUUGCCUUGGCCGCUUCUUUAAACGCAACACUCAACUUGUUCUUGCCACAGCCAAUGUCAUAUAUCCCCGCAGUACGGCAUGCGCCAUGCUCACCAAGGACUAUUCCCUCAACAUUCUGCACUGGGGCCUCGCUCAUCCUGCAGAAAACUGGGAUUUGGACAGACAGACAUUGAGGCGGAUCCGUGAGGAGAGAUUGUUCGAGAGAGGCAGAAGAAGUCUGAGACUCAGGAGUAGAUCAGCCACCUUUUGA
Molecule: messenger RNA, 618 nt
Organism: Cladophialophora psammophila CBS 110553
Lineage: Eukaryota; Fungi; Ascomycota; Eurotiomycetes; Chaetothyriales; Herpotrichiellaceae
Exons: 1
Coding region: 1-618 (205 amino acids)
Source: RefSeq, a predicted model, not a curated record